Molecule: messenger RNA, 724 nt
Organism: Asparagus officinalis (garden asparagus)
Lineage: Eukaryota; Viridiplantae; Streptophyta; Magnoliopsida; Asparagales; Asparagaceae
Product: cytosolic sulfotransferase 11-like
Exons: 2
Coding region: 50-724 (224 amino acids)
Biological process (GO): sulfation
Cellular component (GO): cytoplasm
Molecular function (GO): sulfotransferase activity
Source: RefSeq, a predicted model, not a curated record
GCCUCAUUUUGCUCUUCCUCAUCUCUUUACACAACCAAUCGAGUAUUCAAUGGAGCAAACUCAAGAGGACGAUCAACUCUCAAACCUCCCAACAAUAACAGACUGCUCAGCCUUCCCAGUUGUCCUCUACAAAGCCCACUACCUCUUCAAGGACUCCCUCCUCCGUGUCCUCUCGACCCGUCACCACUUCCAGGCCCGGCCCACCGACAUCCUCCUCGCCUCCCCCCCCAAAUCCGGCACGACGUGGCUGAAGGCCCUGGCAUUCUCAUCUCUGUACCAGACCCCCCUCCCCGACCUCUCCGACCUUCGCCACCCCCUUCGGGUGUCCAACCCCCACGAUAUCGUCCCCUUCAUCGAGAUCGAAUCAAACUUAGGUGCGCUCGGUCACAACUUGUUAUUCGUGAAGUAUGAGGAUAUGAUUGCAGAUCCGAUAGGUGAGUUGAAACGGGUUGCGGGUUUUAUGGGGUGUCCGUUUACGGAGGAGGAGGAGGAGAGGGGUGGGGUGGCGGAGGGCAUAGUAAAGCUUUGUGGGUUCGAGAGCUUGAGCAAUUUGGAGGUGAACAGAGAGGGGGUGCUUGAGACUAUGUUUGAGGAUUUCGAAAAUAAGUUUUAUUUCAGGCGGGGAGGUGUUGGGGGCUGGAGGAGUCUUCUUUCGCUAGAGAUGGGUCGACGGCUGGACGAGAUCAUGACGAGCAAGUUUGCGGGUACGGGACUUUCGGUUUAA